CAUACAAUUUCGCAGCAGCGAUUAAAUACCAAAAAAAAAAAAAAAAUGACAUAAACAAAGAAUUAUAAACAAUUUGAAACUGAUAGCAACAACAGAAGAUAUCGGUUUUGAUUGCAUGGACCUCACAGAUAAUCGGAAUUGAAGCCAUCACAGUAAAGCAGCAGAGUUUAGACCACAGAAACUCACAUCGACAUAGUCCAGAAGGUGAUUCUGAUUCGGACAAAUAGGAAACAUGAGCCACAUUUACAGUCAGGAUCCGAACCAAUCAGACGAUGCAACACCGGACUUGGAGUCCUACACGGGAUUUGGUAACACCGCUGCCGAGGCGUUCAUUCAGAAUUUGGCUGGAAUGGUCAAUCAGGGCGAUGUGGAGACGAUGAUACGUGCUCAGAAGCAAAUGCUGCAGCGUUUCGAGAAAACCAAUGAGAUGCUGCUCAAUUGCAAUGCCCUGUCCCAGAGCCGUUUGAAAAACGCCAAUGAGGAUUUCAAACGUCACGUAAAGUGUCUGAACGAAAUGAAAAAGGAUCUGGACUAUAUAUUUCGAAAGAUCAGAGUUAUAAAACAGAAGCUGCAGCAGCAGUAUCCCGCCAUAUACGCAGACGUCCAGCCGCAGCGAAGCAGUCUCGCCGAGGAGGCUGAAGACGAUACCGACUCGAGCGCCAAGAAUCCUGUGGAAACGGUUGCACCGGCUGUCAAGGCCCCAGCAUCCACUGUUGCCCCGGGGCCCAAGAAAAGUGAAGCGACCAUUGAGUAUGUUCAGAUGGAGGAGGCUGUGGACAACGGCACCGUAGAGAUUGAAAACGAACUCAUUAAGCGGGUCUGUUCCGUAGAGACUGCGAAUCCCAAUGACUCUUCCGAUUGUACAUCGGAGGACACAGGCUAAGCGAUUUAUUUUUACCUUCAAUUCGCUUUAAAUGCCCCACUGGGCAUUGCAUUUAGAUAAUACAAAUAACUUAAAAUAUAAUCUGAUACUUAUACUGC
Molecule: messenger RNA, 981 nt
Organism: Drosophila obscura
Lineage: Eukaryota; Metazoa; Arthropoda; Insecta; Diptera; Drosophilidae
Product: kxDL motif-containing protein CG10681
Exons: 2
Coding region: 233-883 (216 amino acids)
Biological process (GO): lysosome localization
Cellular component (GO): BORC complex
Source: RefSeq, a predicted model, not a curated record